AUGGUGAGACGCCCAGCAUUCAGCCAUUCACGGCAUCCUGCUCUGCCGGCCUGCCCCGUCCCCUUCAGCGCGAGCUCGCGACUCCGCGUGCGACUGGAGACCGCCGCCAUCGGUCGAUUCCCCGCGGCGGCGCGGCCCCUCCCGCCGUUAUCCGCCCGCCCGCCGCACCACCGCCGCCCCUCUUGGUGCCGUGGUCGCGCCAUCGCGGCCUCGCCGAGCAGCACGCCGGCACCCUCGCCGCCCCACAGCCCUGUGUGGGGCGUGGCCGCGCUCCGCCAGUCCGCCGGAGCCGGGUGCGACAAGCAGCUGGCCGGUUCAGCUGGCGGCCACCCAGUCAGCCGUGCGCCGUGCGCUGCCCUGACCUGGCCCCUGCUCCUUGCAUUCAGCUGUAGUGAGAUGGAUAUCCUCUAUCAGUCUUUUUGCAGGACAAGGGCUGGGAUCUCAAGGGCUGACCAGUAUUAUGCCUCCUACCCAGCUGGUACUGAGCUACUAACUGACACUGCAAAGCUUUACAAGGCUGCAUUAGGCAAUUGUUUUGAAAUAGAUGAAUGGGGCCCAAUAGAGUUCUCCAUCAUGGCGAAGCAUUUUGACCGGCAAGGAAACCACCAUACGCCUACCAUGCUGUAA
This is a messenger RNA of Miscanthus lutarioriparius, 627 nucleotides long. Lineage: Eukaryota; Viridiplantae; Streptophyta; Magnoliopsida; Poales; Poaceae. The record is from the annotation of a GenBank genome assembly.